Molecule: messenger RNA, 1603 nt
Organism: Hevea brasiliensis (rubber tree)
Lineage: Eukaryota; Viridiplantae; Streptophyta; Magnoliopsida; Malpighiales; Euphorbiaceae
Product: protein S-acyltransferase 10
Exons: 11
Coding region: 279-1319 (346 amino acids)
Biological process (GO): peptidyl-L-cysteine S-palmitoylation; protein targeting to membrane
Cellular component (GO): endoplasmic reticulum; Golgi apparatus
Molecular function (GO): protein-cysteine S-palmitoyltransferase activity
Source: RefSeq, a predicted model, not a curated record
AAUUUCUGGAGCUGUCAUUCAAUCAAGGAGAGGCAGAGAGAGUCUCUGUGCUCUAUUUCACGAUCACAUCGCUUUCCUUCACAGUUACCGUUCUCCUUCGAGUAUAGCCGUCGCCACUCCAACGCCAUUGCCACCGUGGCUGUUGUAAAUUGAACUGAAGGAGGCAAGGAGCUCUAAGUAGCCUAACUACCCUGUCCACAUCUGUAGCAGAUUGUGAUUACAUAUCUGUAGCAGAUUGUGAUUACAUAUCUGUAGCAGAUUUUGCAUACAAUAACUUAAUGACAAUUACUAGUGUGUGCCAAAGCUUCUUUAAUGGAGCGCUUGAUCGAUGUUACCGUCUUUCCCCUUGUUUGGCCGACCCUGCAACGAGAUCUUCGUUGGGAUUGAAGGUGGCAUUGGUGAUGCUGCAUCUGAUAUAUGUUGGAAUUCUCUUUCUUUUCGAUAAUCAUUUGAUAGAUAAAACAAAACAAGACCCUUGGUACAUUGCUUUAUAUUUGUUGUUGUUUAUUGCAACGUUGGUUCAAUACUUUGUCACAUCGGGUUCUUCUCCUGGCUAUGUCCUGGAUGCAAUGAGGGCUCUCAAUGAGAAAAAUGCAGUAUUUGCAAAAGCAUCAAUGACUGCAAAACAGUCUGUUUCAAGUAAAGAUGGAAGCUUGAUUGUCACCAUGGAUGAGAGCCAAUUAGGAAGAAAUCCCCUAGGAAGUAAUGUAACAUCUUGGGUGAAGCUUGUUUUGGGCAUGUAUCCUCCUGGAACAUCUGUUAGAACUUUGACAUGUUCCUAUUGCAAUGUUGAACAGCCUCCACGAGCAAAGCAUUGCCAUGAUUGUGACAAAUGUGUUCUUCAAUUUGAUCAUCAUUGUGUUUGGCUUGGAACAUGCAUUGGCUGGGGAAAUCAUUGUCGAUUUUGGUGGUAUAUUUGCGAAGAAACGGCAUUAUGCCUAUGGACUGACAUAUUGUGUAUUGCAUACUUGAAGGCUAACAUCAUAAGGGCUUGGUGGAAGGAUGCAAUCAUGAUACUGUUAUUGGUUAUUUUAUCAAUUUCGUUGAUCUUUCUUCUCCUCUUCUUGCUUUUCCACAGCUACCUUAUUUUGACAAAUCAGACUACCUAUGAACUUGUAAGACGGAGACGCAUUCCAUAUUUAAGGGGAAUUCCUGAGCGGGUGUAUCCAUUCAGUAAAGGAGUUUGCAGAAAUCUAUAUGAGUUCUGCUGUGCUCGAAGCAACAUAUACAAACUGGAAAGAUUACCGACAGCCAUAGAAAUUGAAGAAAAGUCAAGACCACACACAUGCUUAGAUUUUUUAACAUGCCGUUGCUGCUGAAAUUGUGCUAAAACGUUUUUCCAUUCUAAAAGUUACUGUCAUGCACACGUUGCUAACUUGCUAUACAUCCAUUUGUUUAGAGAACAUAGGAUUGCAGAAGAUUAAGUCGGAGCUGUGGGUGGGUUUUGAGUUAUUUUUUUUUAUUUAAUGGUGAUUCUAUUCCUUUGUUGGAUACAUCUAAGGAUUGUUUGUGUAAUGGCUUUUCAUUUCUGCGUGAAUUAUAUCACAUUUGAGAAUUCAUGUUGAUUUUUCAUGAUUUCAAGUUCAAUUGAGUUUAAUCAAAA